Molecule: messenger RNA, 1267 nt
Organism: Selaginella moellendorffii
Lineage: Eukaryota; Viridiplantae; Streptophyta; Lycopodiopsida; Selaginellales; Selaginellaceae
Product: clathrin light chain 2
Exons: 4
Coding region: 146-1141 (331 amino acids)
Biological process (GO): intracellular protein transport; clathrin-dependent endocytosis; clathrin coat assembly
Cellular component (GO): clathrin coat of trans-Golgi network vesicle; clathrin coat of coated pit; plasma membrane
Molecular function (GO): structural molecule activity; clathrin heavy chain binding
Source: RefSeq, a predicted model, not a curated record
AAUCGACGGCCACGAUUGGAAGAUCUACCUAGUUUGCAUUUUAAGAAAAAAAAAGGGUGAGGGUUUUUUCUAGGGUUCUUAGAUCCGAUCCAGAGGGCGCCAGUGGACGCUAGCGCGAUCCAGCUCCAAUCCCGCAAGGCGCAAGAUGGAGGAUUUUGAGAACUACCAGGGACACGAAUCACACUCUGAUCCAUCCAAGCCCUUCGACGAUGGCUACUCGGGCUACGAUCCGCGCAUUAACUCGGCCAGAUUCGACGACUCCUUCCGGAUGCCCUCUUACUCGGACGAGCAUUUCCCUCCUGUAGAGGAAUCCAAGGACGAUGUCUACGACAACCUGGGCGAUGCGUCGCCUGGAUACGAGCCCCCGAGCUUCGAGAAUGGGGUCCAUGGAGUGAGCAUGGACUCUCCCUCCAAUGCGUUUGGUGAUUCCUUUUCCGAGCACCAGGAUUUCGGUUCCAGGGGGAAUUUCUCUCCGGCCGCCAGCGAUUUGAACGGGCAGAGCUUCCCAGCUGCCGAGGAGGGCUACGAGUUUAUGGAGGCUCCGGUGUUUGGGUCUGGAAACAAUGGCUCUGUUCUUCCUCCACCCGAGGAGAUGGAACCGGAAGAAGGAUUUUUGCUCCGAGAGUGGAAGAGGCAGAACGCUGAGAAGCUGGCCGAGAAGGAACGCCUGGAGAAAGAGCGACUGACUAUGAUCAUGGACGACGCCGACGCUUACAAGGACGAGUUCCUGGCCAAGAGGCACUCCCACUGCGAAGCCCAGAAGAACAACAACCGCGACAAAGAGAAGGUUUUCCUGGCCGGCCAGGAGCACUUCCACAAGAGCGCCGACAAGCACUACUGGAAGGCAGUGUCGGAGCUCAUCCCCGCGGAGAUCCCGACAAUCGAGACCAAGCGCAACAAAGACAGGAACAAAGUCACGGUGAUCUUCAACCAGGGGCCCAAGCCAGGGAAGGCCACGGAUCUGUCGAGGAUGCGUCAGAUCCUCCUCAAACUCAAGCACAAUCCACCGGCUCACAUGAAGACCGCCCCGCCGCCGCCACCGCCCAAGGCCGCCGAGGGAGGAGACAAAGCCAAGGAAGCCGAGAACAAAGCUCCGCCAGCGGCAUCGCCGCCUCCUCCCGUGGUGGAGGCCGCCGCUUGAUCGCCAUCGCUUCUCUUUUCUUGGAGCUAGCAGUGUUCUUACAAGCUCUUAGCUUGUGUAAAGAUGAUCUCUCAUUGGUUUAUAUCUAAACGAUAGCUUGCUACGAAUCAAACCAAAGUUUCUUCA